AUGCUCAGUACAGUCCCGGCAAAAGUGAUCAACAAAUUACUCGGUUCUGCACGAACCUUGCAAAAGUUGGAUUUGUCAAAUAACAAACUUCGAGACAGCACUGGAGCCAUUUUGUUGGAGCAACUCACUGCUUGUCGGAGUCUGGAGUAUUUGAACCUUCGAGGGAACCAACUAGGUCUGCAGGCUAGUCAAGCUCUUGCCAGGCUUUUUGCUGAAACUGCUACCCUGAAGACAUUGGACUGCAGUUGGAACGAAAUUCGUGGUCCAGCUGCCAUGGAGCUUGCGAAAGGGCUCAAGGAAAAUUAUGGUCUUCAAAAUCUCGACCUCUCCUGGAAUGGUAUCGGCAAUAAUGGUGCAUGGGCGAUCGGGAACUGGUUAAAAGAAGCCGGACAGAUGAUCAGCUUGGACCUGAGCGCCAAUCAGAUCGGUUCUGUUGGAAUGUCCGGUCUGUUUGUCGGUCUGGCCGAGAACGACACAUUGAGACAAUUGCUCCUCUGUCGAAAUCCCAUCCCAGCAGAAGCUGCACGAGAAGCUCUGAAUGCACUGUCACACGGACUAACACGUUCCACAUUAGAAAUUCUAGAUUUCCGGGUCCCAUCGGAAGUGAAUUUGGAGGUGACCAUNGCACUAGGAUUGAAGUGCGAUUGA
Echinostoma caproni is the source of this 648-nucleotide messenger RNA. The record is from the annotation of a GenBank genome assembly. NCBI's taxonomy places the organism in Eukaryota, Metazoa, Platyhelminthes, Trematoda, Plagiorchiida, Echinostomatidae.